Molecule: messenger RNA, 1640 nt
Organism: Impatiens glandulifera
Lineage: Eukaryota; Viridiplantae; Streptophyta; Magnoliopsida; Ericales; Balsaminaceae
Product: spermidine hydroxycinnamoyl transferase-like
Exons: 3
Coding region: 136-1500 (454 amino acids)
Molecular function (GO): acyltransferase activity, transferring groups other than amino-acyl groups
Source: RefSeq, a predicted model, not a curated record
CAAAAUGCAAUCAUUAUUAGGAUUUCUUGUCAAAUUUCCCGAUUGUAUGUACUAUUUGUUACGAGUUAAAUAAAUUUAUAAAAAGAAUAUUUAUAGUAUUCUUGUCCUCAAAUCUAGCUAGCUUAGCACACUCCAAUGGUGACUGUGAAAGAAACCCACGUAGUGAAACCCGCCGAGGAAACGCCGUCGAAGAUAAUGUACGUUUCCGACAUCGAUCAAAUCCACCCAAUAACUCACGCCCCAACCAUCUACGUUUACCGCUCGCCUUCGUUCUCGUCUUUUCCAAUAAUGAUGGAAACCCUAAAACAUUCUCUAAGCAAGGCACUCGUUAUCUUCUACCCUUUCGCCGGCCGCCUUCAAUGGACCCAUCGGAAUCGCCUCCAAAUCAAUUGCAACUCCCUCGGUGCCCACAUUCUCGAGGCUGAAACUGAUGCCAGAAUAGAUGACUUCGCUCCUGAUUACUACCGCCCCACCUCCGCCGUCCGGGAUCUUAUCCCAUCCGUCGAUUACAACCGUCCAAUCGAGGAUCUACCGCUGGUUUUGGUACAGUUGACAAAAUUCAGCUGUGGCGGCGUGACCCUUGGCCUCGGGCUUUCCCAUAUUCUAGCUGACGGGCAGUCGGCUCUCCAUUUCAUCUCGGAAUGGGUUCGGAUUGCCCGAGGUGAGGGACCCGAAUACCCGCCGUUUCUGGACCGGACAGUGUUGGUGCAGGAUCAGGAAGAACUUCUGCCAGCUGAUUUCGAUGCUUCGGAUUAUAAGCAGCCGCCGUUAAUGAUUGGGAGUUUGAAUAAUAUAGAGGAGAGGUUGAAGGAGAGUGAUGUGUUGAUGCUGAGGCUGAGCAAAGAGCAAAUAGAGAAGCUAAGGAGUAAAGCUAAUGAGGAAAACAAACGCCCUGGAGAUCUCGACCGGGGCUUCACCAGGUUCCAAGUAGUGGCGGGUCACAUGUGGAGAACCGCAUGCAAGGCGCGAAAGCACAUGGAGACUCAAGAAACGGCUUUGAAAGUGGUGGUGAAUUUUCGAAACCGCGUAAAACCUCCGUUGCCAAAGUUUUUCUUUGGGAACGCAGUGUUGCCUGUCGUCGUCUCCUCAACUUCCGGUGAGCUUGUUUCGAUGCCGCUGUCCUAUGCCGCAGGCAAGAUAAGGGCGGCUACGGAGAAGGUAAUGGAUGGGUACGUGAAAGGGGCGGCGGUUUUCCUUAAGAAGCAAGAGGAUUUGUCGCAAUGGAGGUAUUUACAUGUGGUUGGGACCACCGAAGGAUCUUUCUAUGGGAAUCCAAACAUGAGCACUACGAGUUGGAUGACCCUUCCAAAUUUGAAAGGAGGGACAGAUUUUGGGUGGGGAGAAGAAGACCACUUUGGCCCGGGUGCGGUUGGGUUUGAUGGGAAGUCGUUCAUUCUCUCCGAUAACUCUCGCCCUGGUUCGGUUGUUGUGGCACUACGGUUGCAAGUGGCUCAUAUGGAGGACUUCAGGACUUUCUUUUAUGAAGAUAUUUUAAAUUAAUUUGGAACCUACUUUUGUGUUUUUCAAGUGUGGCUGAUUGUUGUUGAGAUUUUUAAGUGUUGCUUCUUGUGUUAUUUUCUCAAAACUUAUUUUCUUUUUAGAAAUCUAAUUAUGUCAUUUUGUGUGUGUUUAUUGUUGUA